GCGAUCAAAUGUGGUAAUUAGUUAUUCUGUAGCACUCGUGCGCUUAUCUCGUGUUCCGAGAGAAAAGUCACUCGGUCCAGGAGACAUGGUGCGAGACAGUACAUUGGCUCUGUUUGCGCUUGUUAAUCAGUUCAAUUGAAUAAUGUAUUAAUACGUCGGGGUCAUCACGAGGGGUUAAUCGCAAUGUCCACGCCGGACACGAUGGACACCAUCGAUGAAGCGGAGCAGGCAUGGCAUGAGAUGCUGGAAUGCGAGACCGGAUCCCUGUUGGGCCGCGUCGCGGACCUGGAGAGGCAAUCCUUGGCCCAAAGGGACGAGAUAGUAUGUCUUCGCGCUACACUCGCGGACGCAUUGAGGCGAAUUGCCCAACUAGAGGGGCGCGAGAAAAGAGAAGAUGAGAAAAGCGAGAGAAGGAACGAGAGAUUGGUAUCCUCGCCGUUAAGGAAUGGACACGUACCACUUAGAAAUAAUCAAAGUUCUGUACCCCAGAAAGACAUACGUUUGCGCCAAACUGGCGGUUCCUGUCUUAGGAAUUCCUCCUCUUCAGGAUCUUCCCAUGAUGUCCGAGAUUCGAUCUCCACUCCACGAAGACCGGUCAGUUACACGCAUUCCUCUCAACUUCCUCAAAGAAGGUCAGUUCAUUACCAAUCAACGGGUUCGUUACACUCGGACAGCCCCAGUAGUAGUAGCGUUUCCCCGGUACCAUCGCCAAGUCCUAGAGCCACACCACUGCCAGUAACCAGAUCACCGACAACAAGAUCAAACGGGCCACCCCAAAGCAGCUUAAGAAGGGCGAAACGGUGGUCGUCGACAGGGGACUUUACGCAUUCCCCGCAAAAUCAGGGAAGCAAUUCGCAGCUUGUCAGUAGCAGAUUGUCAGCCUCCACCAAGUCUCUGUUCAACCUCUUCAAGCCUCCGGCGCUGAACAACGUGAAACACGGCACCAGAGAAAUGCAGUACAACGAGGAGGAAAACACCGUCCGCAUGUACCUACGAGGACGACCCGUCGUUCUCUACGUUCCGACACCUCUGGUGGAAUCGUACGACCUUCACAAAGUCAACACACCACCCCAGAGCAAACUAAAACUCGACUGGGUGUACGGCUACCGAGGCAGGGACUGUCGAAACAAUCUGUAUUUAUUGCCGACCGGAGAAACCGUUUACUUCGUUGCAGCGGUGGUGGUCUUGUAUAACAUGGAGGAGCACAGCCAGAGGCACUACUUAGGUCACACGGACGAUAUCAAAUGCAUAGCAAUUCAUCCAAACAAACUGGUGGUCGCCACUGGUCAAGUAUGUGGAACCGAUAGACGAGAUGCUAUGCCACAUAUAAGGAUAUGGAAUUCAGUCAGUUUAACUACCCUUUGUGUAAUUGGUAAUGGUGAGUUCGAUGGUUCGAUUUGUUGCCUCUCAUUUUCGAAAGCAGACGGUGGAAAUUACUUGUGUGCGAUCGACGAGACUUCUGAUCACAACAUCUCGAUCUGGGAUUGGCAGAAAGGAGAACGGGGCACCAAGGUGACUGAAACGAAGUGCUCCGUGGACACGGUGGUAUGCGCCGAGUGGCAUCCGCUGGAACGGAACCAGAUCGUGUCAUGUGGGAAGGGACACGUGUCUUUUUGGUCACUCGAUAACGGUGGUAUGCUGUACAAGCGUAUGGGCAUUUUUGAGAGCAGGGAAAAGCCAAGAUAUGUCACCUGCGUGGCGUUCAAUCAGAGUGGUGACGUUCUUACCGGCGACAGCAACGGUAACAUCAUCGUUUGGGGCAGAGGAACAAAUACAAUCUCUAAAAUCGUGAGGAACAUUCACGAGGGAUCUAUAUUUUCAAUUUGUGUUCUGAAAGAUGGUUUUAUUGUCACCGGUGGUGGCAAAGACGGCAAAAUAUUAUACUUCGACGAAUCUUUGAAUUUGACGGAAGAAGAAGCACAAAUUGAGGAUCAUUUUGGAGGAAUUCGAACACUUGCAGAAGGCAGAGGUUCACAGCUGUUAAUCGGAACGACAAGAAAUUGCAUUUUAGUAGGUGACGUGAGAAUGGGAUUCAAUCCAGCGAUGCUGGGACACGCUGAGGAAGUUUGGGGACUCGCUGCCCAUCCAACUUUGCCGCAAUUUGCAACAGCAGGCUACGACCGAUUGUUGCAAAUGUGGGAUAGCCUUAGCCACACUGUCGUUUGGAGUAAAGACAUCGGAGAACAAGCACAGAGCAUUGGGUUCUCACCAGAUGGUAAUGUUAUGGUGGUCGGAUGCAAUGCCGGAAAAUGGUUGGCAAUCGACAGUGAAACUCGUCAAUUAUACUCUCUUCAUAUUGAUGGGUCAGAACCUAUUCAGGUCAUUCGCUUUUCACCAGAUGGUACAUUAUUAGCGCUCGGUUCCAGAGAUAAUUACAUUUAUAUUUAUCAAGUAAAUGAAGAUGCAACCAAGUAUAGUCGAGUUGGACGAUGUAUGGGACAUUCCAGUUUUAUAACUCAUUUGGACUGGUCAGUGGAUGGGCAAUACUUACGUAGUAAUAGCGGAGACUAUGAAUUGUUAUAUUGGAAUCCAGGAGUCUGUCGUCAGAUACCACAACCAUCAAUAAUGAAAGACAUGGAAUGGGCAAGUCAUACUUGUGUCAUAUCCUUCGAAACAAUUGGAGUAUGGCCUGAAGGUGCAGAUGGAACAGAUGUGAACAACUGUACACGUAGCAGUGAUUCAAAAUUACUUGCAACUGGAGAUGAUUUUGGAAAAGUCAAGCUAUUCUCUUACCCUGCUUGUCAACCGAAGUCGCUGUGUCAUGCGUACGGUGGCCACUCGAGUCACGUUACCAAUGUGUCGUUCCUUCAAGACAACACACGAUUAAUUUCUACUGGCGGAAAUGACACAAGCGUUCUUCAAUGGAUUGUAAAUUACUAAUUCUACGCAAUUGAUGCCAUUUAUAUCAAAUCCAUUUACUUUCAAAGUGUCCUUCGUGAUCCAAUGGCAAAAAAACGAACGGAAGAAAUGAAAACGAAACGUUCCACGAUUGAAAAAUGACGCUAGUUCUUCAAUGAAAAAUAAAUUGUCGGCGAAUGAAGAAGUAUAGGAAGGAAAACAAAUAUAGUGUUCCUCCGAUUUUUCUUGGACG
Molecule: messenger RNA, 3091 nt
Organism: Habropoda laboriosa
Lineage: Eukaryota; Metazoa; Arthropoda; Insecta; Hymenoptera; Apidae
Product: echinoderm microtubule-associated protein-like 2
Exons: 17
Coding region: 184-2880 (898 amino acids)
Biological process (GO): microtubule cytoskeleton organization
Cellular component (GO): mitotic spindle
Molecular function (GO): microtubule binding
Source: RefSeq, a predicted model, not a curated record